Messenger RNA from Argentina anserina (silverweed cinquefoil), 384 nucleotides. RefSeq names its product desiccation-related protein PCC13-62-like. Bases 1 to 384 code for a protein of 127 amino acids. NCBI's taxonomy places the organism in Eukaryota, Viridiplantae, Streptophyta, Magnoliopsida, Rosales, Rosaceae. The record is from RefSeq and is a predicted model, not a curated record. The transcript has a single exon.
AUGGGCGUUGUGUCCGGACAGGAUGCAGUAAUCCGUACAUUACUGUACACACAAGCCAAACAACUCGUAUCUCCUUAUCGGCUCACAGUCGCCGAGUUUACAAAUCGUAUUUCAGCGCGUCGGAACUUCCUGCGCGCCGGGUGUGGCAACAAAGACGAAGGCAUCAUAUUACCGAACCAAACGCUCGGGGCUGAGAACCGGAUGACAAGUAACAUCCUAUCUGCAAAUUUCAAUUCGGGGUCGUAUGCCAGAACAACAGCUGAGAACUUGAGGAUUUUGUAUGGAGGCAAUGAAUCUGUGCCCGGCGGAUUUUUCCCUCGAGGUGCCAAUGGAAACAUUGCAAAGCGCUUCCUCAACAAUGGUACCGCCAUGCCAAUAGCUUAA